Molecule: messenger RNA, 444 nt
Organism: Thalassophryne amazonica
Lineage: Eukaryota; Metazoa; Chordata; Actinopteri; Batrachoidiformes; Batrachoididae
Product: 40S ribosomal protein S26
Exons: 4
Coding region: 16-393 (125 amino acids)
Biological process (GO): translation
Cellular component (GO): ribosome; cytosolic small ribosomal subunit
Molecular function (GO): mRNA binding; structural constituent of ribosome
Source: RefSeq, a predicted model, not a curated record
CACCUCACCUUGCAUAUGGGAAAAAAGGAUUCCCUCCAACCGUUCCAGACCAAGAAAAGGAGGAAUAACGGUCGUGCUAAGAAGGGCCGUGGACAUGUGCAGCCCAUUCGCUGCACCAACUGUGCCCGCUGUGUCCCUAAAGACAAGGCCAUCAAAAAGUUUGUCAUCAGGAACAUAGUGGAGGCAGCAGCCGUGAGAGACAUCACAGAGGCCAGUGUCUUUGACUCAUAUGUUCUGCCUAAGCUUUAUGUGAAACUGCACUACUGUGUCAGCUGUGCCAUCCAUAGUAAGGUGGUGAGAAAUCGCUCCUGUGAGGCCAGGAAGGACCGUACACCGCCACCCAGGUUUAGGCCCAAUGCUGGUGCACCAAGAGCUCCUUCAAAGCCCAUGUAAUGCAGAUGAUGUACACCUGAAGAAUAAAGGCAGUUGUGACACAUACUUGAA